GUGGAAGGAUGAGUCGCCCGCCCUCAAGUUGAAGCACUUGGAGGACACGCGGGUAGCUUUGCUGGGCAUCUCUGCGCAGAUAUAUUGGCGCUUCGAAGUUCCGUUUGGUUCGUGGCCGUAUCGAUUGCUCCCAAUUGGGGACCCGCACGCAUCGGCUUCGACCAAGCGAGCGGUUGCAGAGGCCCUUUUCCGCGAGCCUGGUUGUUGCCUUGAUACCGCAUGUUCUCGGAAGCUCAGGGACGCCUACACCGACUCGGCAGCAUUUCUUGCGGACGACGAGGUGAGAGAUCUGAUCAUGAGUUGGGCUGUAACUGGCACUGUCUGCAGCAUGGAUAUCGAGAGGAUUUUUGCUUCGAUCCGGCUGUCCGUGCCAGAGGGCGCGCCCUUUGCGGAGCGGGUGGUUGCGAACGGCACGCUCACCCAGGUGCAGCGCUUACACCGCGAGCAUGGGGGCAUCGAUGCCAACACCUUCCGACGCAGUGACGCUGUGAAGAUGGACAUGCCCACGGUCGCGAACGUGGAGACGGCGAUUAGGAGGCCGCUAAAGGCCAGAGGAAACAUCUUGUUCAUGAGGCGGGCCAUUGAGGCGGAGAGGGCUGCUCUCCCUGACGGGCGCACUAAAUUUACUAAGCACGAGUUGCAGGCUAUCAGGAAGGCUGCGUCCAAGGAGUACACGAAGCUUUCGCAGCAGACUCAGAUGGACCUGGCCGAGGAGGCGAAGAACGACGCCAACGCCAGGGCGGCGGCGGACGAGACGUUGGAUGCAGCACCCCCAGAGACGCCCUUCAACGCCAAUCCACUCUGGGGCUGCGCGAGCGUGGAUUGCCCGCUCUCCGUCGACGUGGCUCGUGACGCGGUCCUCUUGAAGACGGGCAAGGCCAAGGUUGGCGGGCUUCGCUCGUACAGCGGCCCGUUCAGGAAGCCCAUGCGUGACAGGUUGAUGGUCCGGGAUCAGAACGACAUCCCCGCCUCAGAGCAGGUUCGUCAUUACCAUACCUGCGCCGUGGGGCACCCUGGGGUCUGUAGGGAUGCCGACGCCGAGAUCUACAAGAUGGGGGGCUUCCUUCUCAGCGCGCUCAACUCGUUCGUCGUGUCGCAGGGCCGAGUCGCUGAGGGCCAGGGCUUGUCGCUCAGCGCUCGCAGGAACGGCGUGGACGAUCCUCUUCUGCAGAUGUGGUUGGUCGUUGCCUACAAAAGGAAGGGGGGCCCGCUCCUGUUUGUGUGCGCUUCUCUGCGUGCCGUUGAUGGCGCCGCUGACGUGUUCGACAUUGUCACUGCUGAUUCCACCAUUCCGAUGCUUGUGGGGCACUCCAUUGUUGGGAGCCUUCUUCGCCUUCGCCCUGAUCAGGUGCUCGCGGCAUCGAUGGAGUUGGCGUCGCUUCCGGGCUUCCUGCUGUGCGUGAGGGUCAAGAGCAUCGGCGACGCC
Prorocentrum cordatum is the source of this 1426-nucleotide messenger RNA. NCBI's taxonomy places the organism in Eukaryota, Dinophyceae, Prorocentrales, Prorocentraceae. The record is from the annotation of a GenBank genome assembly.